Molecule: messenger RNA, 1048 nt
Organism: Acanthoscelides obtectus
Lineage: Eukaryota; Metazoa; Arthropoda; Insecta; Coleoptera; Chrysomelidae
Source: the annotation of a GenBank genome assembly
AUGAGUAGCAGCCAAAAGGUGAUCGAUACUGUGUCUGACGAAUUCGUUAGGAGAAUAGAGGUGAUAGUUCAGUAUAUUUUACUUAUAGAUGAGCUGAUUUUGAGGACUGCUGCAAUCGCCGUACCCCCAACUACCGAAACUGAUGUUAUUCAGGACCGUUGCUGUGGACUAAAUACGGAAGAAGCUAUUUUCACAGAUUCCCAGUUGGACGUACCAGUAAUAGAAAAUAUAAUGAACUGUAGUCCUUCACCAACCACCAUGAGUACCGACAAUGACCCUGAACCAUUUAUUCCAUCUGACAGCUCUUAUACUCCUUCCAAUCAAGCUAGUGAAUCUGAUAGUGAACCAGACGAGGUAACAUAUCAACCCUCUAAAAAGCAACGAAAAAGAAAGCCGACCCUCAACUCUGGAAAAGGUCUGUUGUGAAGACUUUGAGAUUAAGUGGCGAAAAAUAUGUAAAUCGAGCUGGUAAGACAGUACCAGUAAAACUUCCAAAAAUAGUAGACUGUUCUAAAUGUCGCUAUAAUGCAGCAACUUUCUUUCGCAGGAUGAAUGUCAAAUAUUAUGUAAAGAGUAUUAUCAAUUAGCAGACUACACUAGGCAGAAAAUAUAUUUAAGUUCUUAAUGGAGAAUGUACCAGUAAGCAGAAAAAAAUGCACUCCACUGACUAAAAACCGUGCCACUUCUAGAAUAUACAAUUUGAAAAACACAAAGGGUGUUAAGCAUAGAGUAUGCCAAAAAUUCUUUUGUGCUACUUUUGCUAUUUCACAUCGAGUAAUAGAGACAAUAAAUAAAUCUAUGAGCAGCACUGGCUUUUUAUCGGCCAUGAUAAACGGAUAGACUCCAAGCCUCAUAACAUAACUCCCAUUGCAAUUAAGCAGCAAGUAAUGAGCCACAUCGAUUCUUUUCCAAAAAUCGAGUCUCACUAUUGUAGACGAGACUCAAAAAAAGAGUACCUCUCACCAGAACUAAACAUUUCCAUAAUGUAUCGCCUAUAUCAGGAAUAUUGCGAAGAAAAUGAUAUGAGUCCUGUAUCUAGGUUCGUGUA